Molecule: messenger RNA, 3955 nt
Organism: Megalobrama amblycephala (Wuchang bream)
Lineage: Eukaryota; Metazoa; Chordata; Actinopteri; Cypriniformes; Xenocyprididae
Gene: sgcg
Product: sarcoglycan, gamma
Biological process (GO): cardiac muscle tissue development; heart contraction
Cellular component (GO): sarcoglycan complex; sarcolemma
Source: RefSeq, a predicted model, not a curated record
UCUGUAAUUCUCUCUUGACAGUCAUUUUUUCCUUCUUCCCGCGCGCUCUACCCUUCCUCCCGUCCCUCCCUGAGAAUCAACACAACCAGCUACUGGUGUUUAUGAGUCUCGCUAAUGAAUCCACUCUCAAGUGAUCAUUAAAGUCUCGCAUUUGCGUAACGCGAGGUGUAGAGACCUCUGAACGAUAUGUGAGAUCCUGAGAGGAAGUUUGGUUGGUGUCCGCGCUGAGGCUGAUCCAGAAUCAGAUUUAUGGAAGGCAGCUGUUGAGGGUUUGACAGACAGACGGAUCGGAGGACUCCAGCUCUGCUGCGUAACACAAGCAGAUCUGAGCCUACAGAGGAGUGUCGAUCACACUAACACAGCAAGGAUGGUGCGUGAGCAGUACCUCACCACCACAGAUGACUCUGGGGCCCUGUCUUCAGUCUCUGAGUACAUCUACAUGAUCGGCAUCUACGGCUGGCGGAAACGCUGCCUCUAUCUGUUUGUUCUGCUUCUCUUGAUCAUCCUGGUGGUGAACUUUGCCCUUACAAUCUGGAUCCUGCGAGUUAUGUGGUUCAAUACAGAAGGCAUGGGAUACCUGCAAGUCAAUGCAGAUGGGCUGAGACUGGAGGGAGAAUCAGACUUCCUGUUCCCUCUCUAUGCCCAGGAAAUCCACUCCAGAGAGGAUUCAGCUCUUCUGCUGCACUCCUCUGAAAAUGUUACUCUCAACGCUCGCAAUGCCAAUGGUGACGUAACAGGAAGUUUGUCCGUAGGUCCCAGUCAGGCUGAGGGUUUUGGCCAACACUUCAACAUCAGCUCAAACCAUGAUGAAAAUUUAUUUUAUGCAGAUGGAAAUGGAGCCGUUGUGGGAAAAGGAAAGCUCCGUGUAACAGGUCCAGAGGGCGCUGUCUUUGAGCAUUCUGUUAGGACUCCUCUGGUCAAAGCAGUACUCAACAAAGAGCUGAAACUGGAGUCUCCAACACGCUCUCUCAGCAUGGAUGCCCCAAAAGGCGUUCACGUCAAAGCCUUGGCUGGAAAUGUUGAUGUGACAGCACAUUUUAACAUUCUGCUACACUCGACUACAGGACUGCUGGUCUUAGAUGCUGAAUCUGUUCGUUUGCCGACAUUACCUGUGGGAAAAGCCAGAACUUCAGGUGAUUCUCAGGGAAUGUAUGACAUGUUUGAGGUGUGCGUUUGUCCCAGUGGUAAGCUGUUCCUCUCCAACGCUGGCGUCUCCUCGACCUGCAGUGAGCACCAGGACUGCUGAAUGAGCUUCUGUUUGUAACACCUACAGUAGAAACCAAUCUCCCACAGAAACAAGUACUUGACAUUGUCUCUGGACAAGGUACAAAAAAUGCCACACUAAUUUAGUUACAAAAUGUGUCAUGUUACUGAACAGUUGUUUCCCACCCUGGUCCUGGAGUACCACUAACACUGCACUUUUUUGUCUCUUUUAUCUGACACCCCCAUCUGAGGUCUUGUGCUGCAUACCAAUUUGCAUACUAUCCGUCCUAAACAGCAUUCAAAUUAGAAUUAGCGUGUCCCAAAUCAUAGUAUGUUGAAAUGUGUAUUAUGGAUGAUCUACUUUUUCCAGUUAGAAUCCGAAGUGCAGAUCUGUGCACACAUUUUAAUGGCUAAUAUUGCCCUCAACCCAUUGCGCGUUGGAAGAGAAUUUGUUUAGAACUAAAAAAAAAACAAACAAUAAAAUGUGUUAAAAAAACUACAAACAUGGCGAUAAAGGGUAAAACAUUUAGAUAAAAGGGUUUGAGUGAUUGAUAAUCAGUAUCUAACCUGAUGAAAAUAUAUUUAUUCAGUGUUAUCCACAUUAUGUUUCAUCUGCAACAGCAUUGAGAACUUUGAAGAUACGAUUGGUAAUUAACUUUUAAAUGUAUCAUUAUGCAAACACACGAGAAGAGUUCUCUGCAUGAAAGACCCACAACUGGCAUUUCUCUCUGAUAUGGCAGGAAAUUAAAUUAAACACAAUGGGGAGGAUUUUAACUGUGACAAGAUGAUUGACAGGGCAGUGGUUUAAAUGGUGACUGGAUACAUGUAACAGAGACCGAGCUGGGGUGCGUUUCCCAAAGCGAACUAUGGUCGUAAGUUCCGUCGUUACCAAUAGAGUUCAAUGGGACUUACGACCAUAGUUCACUAACGAUGCUUUCGGGAAACGCACCCCUGUCCGUUAAAGACGCAAUUAUGACAAAGUAGUUUGUCUACUAUUCUGCUACACACUUGAAAAAACUGUACAUACUUUUAGGGCAUACUACAAGUAGGCAAAUUGGGAUGCAGCACUGAAGUCUUUAAUUACGAGCUGAUGAGUUGAAUCAGGUGUAUUUGAUUAGGGAGACAUCUUAACUGUGCAGUGAUGAGGACAGGGUUGCCAGGUCUGUGCAAAAUAAGUCAAAAGUAGGCCAAAAAUAGCUCAAUGUGAAUUUCUCCAUCAUGCAGCCGAAUUCUCCAAUGAAUUUGUCUGGGGGAUGAGAAAGAAAUUAACCCACGGCAACAACUUAAAAGUAGCCCAUUUCCACAGGAAAACCACGGACUUGGCAACACUGGCUUGGGACACUCCAGGAACAGGGUUGGGAACCACUAGUACUGAAUAUUAGCCUAGAGCAGGGGUGGGCAACUCUGGCCCUAGAGAUCCACUUUCCUAAUCAAACACACCUGAACAAGCUAAUCAAGGUCUUCAGGUCCUACUAGAAAGUUAUAGGCAGGUGAGUUUGUUCAGGGCUGGAGCUAAACUCUGCAGGAAAGUGGAUCUCAAGGGCUAGAGUUGCCCAAGCCUGGCCUAGAGGGAUGUUUAUCUGUCUGGUUGGGGUUUCACCAAGAUAGGGAAGAUGAAAUGUAUAGUAUAUACAACAAGCUCUCAUAGCAAUUCAUAACUAUUUUAUGUUUGGUGGUUAAUCAGUAUGUAUUUGUACGAUCUCAUUUGUAUGCUUCUGUACAAUCUGCUUACGCCCCUCUGACUGUUAGGUUUAGGGGUGGACCUUUUCCGCAAAAAAAUCAGUACAAGUUCACGUUGUAGGAAUUCAUGCAAAAUCACCACCCCGCAAGAUAGUUAUGUUUUCUCAUGAGAUCAGGUUGAUAUACACUAGUUUAUACUGUACAUGGAAUAAAAUGUUUUAUUUUUCUGUUAUGUAAAAUUUUUCAAAAUUAGGCUGGGCAAUAAAGGGGCUGGUCAACAGCUGACAUCCUAUGCAAUAUAAUUUUGAGGUGCAAUAACCAAAUUCUGUGUGUUGAAUAUCAGCUAGUUAUUGUUUAAAGAUGCACUCAUUAAUAGAUAAAUUGAUUAUAACAUAAAACAUAUUGAGAUGGUCGUGCCUUGAGCUCCAUUGAGGGUUAUUAUAUAUGCUUCUGUAAAAUAGCAGAAUUCUCACUGAAGUACUACACUACCCACAAUCCCAAAGCAGCGGCACUGAAGCACCAAAUCCCACUUUGAUGAGGCAUUGUGAUAUAAUCAAAUUUUAUUCUCUGGCAUGUGUUGUUGUAAGAUAUGAAGUGCUCUUGGAUUUUGAAUUUUAUACGCAAUGGUUUGAUAUAUUUGGCAUCUCCAUUUAUUUAGUCAUCAAGAAUGCUAAAUAAUCCCUAUGGCAGCUUGAAACAUUGGGAUUUGUGUUUCUUUUUUCCAGAACUGUUUUGCGUAUGUACUGUAUGGCAAUGGUGAGAGUGAUAAUUUGUAUAUAUAUUAGCAGGGGAUCUUCACAUUUAUACACCAGUUGUAUAUUCUAUUUUGAUUGAUGUAUUUUUUUCCAACAGGUAAACUGUCAUAUUUUGAGAUUUACAUAUUUCAAGUGAAUAACUGCAAUACUGAUUGUUGAAUUAUUAAGGUUUACAAUCAAACAUGCAUGAAAAAGUGUAAAUUUGUUUUUCCACAUGAAACGUUUCAAUGUUUGAUAUGAUCAUUUCAUUCAAACUAACCAAAUAAAUCAAAGUUAACAGAAUGUUUUGUGUUCAAUAAAUAUAUAUAUAAAAAGUA